Molecule: messenger RNA, 734 nt
Organism: Nilaparvata lugens (brown planthopper)
Lineage: Eukaryota; Metazoa; Arthropoda; Insecta; Hemiptera; Delphacidae
Exons: 4
Coding region: 42-611 (189 amino acids)
Source: RefSeq, a predicted model, not a curated record
UAUUACAUCCCUGAGGACAAUAUUCACAGGAGAUCCCAGGGAUGACCCUAUUUCCCGGGAUCUUUCUGGGAAAUACGGGACAGGUUCAGGAUAUCCCGAGGACAUUGUGUGCUGUGUGGGUCUAUGGCAAAUCGAAUUCUUUUGAAAGGGGCAAAGAAAAGUUGAAAGAAGCAGAAAUCUAUACAGAUUUGUCAACAGACUGUGAGGAGCCAAGAAAACAUCAACGCCGUCAUAGAGCAAAAAAAAUGUUUUUGUCUUUAUCUGAUGAAUCCAGUGAUGAACUGGCAAGAGACGUUUUGCCACUACCCACAGUGCCAAAUAGUAUUUUGGGCACUCCAGAAAGCCUAGAUACAGAGAUUAUUACUAAAAAAUUCCCACAAAACACAUCCACUCCAGAGACAAGUAAUUUGACUAAAUCAUCUUGCGAAGUGCAGGCCAGCAGUGUGAAUACACCCCCUCUCAGAUCAAAUCAGAAGGCAUCAAACGAUACAGAAGUUGUACGAUGCCGCAUAAAAGAUGCUGCCAAUACCGACAUCGAGGAGCCUGUAAAAAAGAGUGGCUUUCUAAAGCAAAAGAGAAGCUGGAUAGAAAAAGAAAACGAGAUGAAAUGACGACCUGAUCUAGGGCAACCUACAUGCAAUGUCCAUAUAUUACUAAUGAAACGAAACUGUAUGAAUAUUUUUAUUAUUCUUAUUUAAAAUAAUUAUUAUUAUCAUAAAUGUGUAAGAACAUGA